This is a messenger RNA of Pleuronectes platessa (European plaice), 345 nucleotides long. RefSeq names its product protein ripply2. Gene Ontology annotation, biological process: negative regulation of transcription by RNA polymerase II; embryonic pattern specification. Bases 1 to 345 code for a protein of 114 amino acids. The transcript is spliced from 3 exons. Gene Ontology annotation, cellular component: nucleus. The record is from RefSeq and is a predicted model, not a curated record. Lineage: Eukaryota; Metazoa; Chordata; Actinopteri; Pleuronectiformes; Pleuronectidae.
AUGGAGACUAACGGUGGAUUACCUUCUGCUUUUAACGGAGACAAUGUCCCCACCCAGCAGUCCGACAUGUGGAGACCGUGGACUGGAGAGGACAAGCCUGACGCACACAAGAUUUAUUCCGAACAUGGAGACCUCUCUGAUCCAAAAUCCUCAAAACCUCUUCAAUUCGUCCACCCAGUCAAAUUGUAUUGGCCAAAGUCGAGAUGCUUCGAUUACCUGUUCCAGGACGCAGAAAUGCUCCUGCGCAACUAUCCGGUCCAAGCGACCAUCUGCGUCUACGAGGACUCGAGCAGCGAUGAAGACAGCGACGAUGAAGAGGAGGAGAUGGACAAGGAGCUGAACUAA